GCCAUUUUGAACGUCAAGCCUCAAGCUACCUCGGCUGUCACCGAUAGAUAGAGAAGCACAACGGAGAUUUUUGGUACUUUGUGUUUCGCAAUGCCUACAACAUGCUGCGUGAAGAACUGCCACAGCAGGUCGAACGAUCAACAGGGGAACAAGACUGGAGUCCGUUUUUUUCGGUUCCCUUUAUGGAAAAGGAUGUAUGGAGAGCAAGUUGCUGAGGUGACUAAGAGACGUCGAAUGGCCUGGGUAGCAGCGAUGAGAAGAAGGGACAUCACUUUCGACAACAUUUCGAAGAGUAUGCGAGUGUGUUCUCAGCAUUUUCACUCGGGUGAACCAUCCUAUGAAAUGCUGGAGAAUCACCCUGACUGGAAGCCAUCUUUGUUGUUGGGCCAUGAUGAUGUUCAGAUGACUGAUGAGGCAAGGUUUCAGCGGAGCCUGAAGCGAAAGGUGGUGGCUGAGGAUCUGUAUGCUGAGCCACUGCAGGUGCAACCAAAGAACCUGGAUGCUGAGCUGCCGCAUCCAGAGGAGCUGGAUGCUGAGCCACCCCAGGUGCAACCAGAGGACAUGGAUGCUGAGCCGCUGCAAGAGCUUCCAGAGGACCUGGAUGCUGAGCAGCCAGUCAUGACCAGUGCAGAAUGUGAAUUCUGCACUUCGAGGCAAGCCCUGAUCGUCAGUCUGUUGGAGGAGAACAGACAUCUGAAGGAGGAGCUUGAGGAAUACAGGAUGGAUGAAAGGUUUCUGAGGGGUGAUGAUGAGAAAGUGAAGUACUACACUGGACUUCCUAACUUCGCAAUUUUUCAGGCAAUGUUGCUCAACAUCCUACCAUAUAUCCAUCAAGGAAAGAGGAAGCUUACAGCAUUCCAGUGCGUCCUGUUGACCCUGAUGCGUCUCAGGUUAGACCUGCCUUUUCAACACCUCAGUCACCUGUUUCAAGUUCACAGAACAACAGUCGGUGUUGCUUUUCAACAGACUAUUGAAGUGUUGUAUGCCCGCCUGUCUCUAAUUGUGCACUGGCCAAGCAGAGACUGUUUGAUGGUUAGUAUGCCCCACCAGUUCAUCGAAUCAUUUGGAAAGCAUGUUGCUGCAAUUGUGGAUUGUUUCUAAAUUUUCAUUGAAAAACCGUCUAAUCUUCAUGCAAGAGCCCAGACUGCAAAAGAUGUUGAGGAGACCAGGGCUAUAGCUCACCUUAGAAUUCAUGUGGAGAGAGUGAUUGGUCUUGUCCGCAACAAGUACAGAGUCUUACACACAGUAGUACCCAUCCAUAUGAUUCUGCCUUGUGAGGGUGAGGCUGUAACGUUUUUAGACAAGAUUGUAAUCAUUUGUUGUGCCCUUACCAACAUGUGUGAAAGUGUCAUUAUUUGAAAUGUAUAAAACAAAUUUAUGCUUUGACUGUGAGUGUGAAAUAAACAUUUGAAACAUG
This is a messenger RNA of Alosa alosa (allis shad), 1417 nucleotides long. RefSeq lists its product as uncharacterized. Bases 91 to 1101 code for a protein of 336 amino acids. Lineage: Eukaryota; Metazoa; Chordata; Actinopteri; Clupeiformes; Clupeidae. The transcript has 2 exons. The record is from RefSeq and is a predicted model, not a curated record.